This is a messenger RNA of Rhineura floridana, 5298 nucleotides long. RefSeq lists its product as uncharacterized. The record is from RefSeq and is a predicted model, not a curated record. The coding region runs from base 1 to 795 and encodes 264 amino acids. The transcript has 4 exons. NCBI's taxonomy places the organism in Eukaryota, Metazoa, Chordata, Lepidosauria, Squamata, Rhineuridae.
AUGGCAGCUCAGGGAGCUGUGGAAAUUGUGCACCUCCCUCUCUGUAGACCCCUGGAGCUCGAAACAUUUUCUGUCACAGAGGAGUUAUGGAGGGAGGAGCCAAAUGAGCCACUGAGACCCAUUGAUUAUUACCAACCACUAUCACCGGAUCCUUGUCACUCUGAACUUCCUUUUGGAUGUGCCCUACAGAAGAAAGUGGCUUGCCUGGUUGUGUGGAGCCAUGAUGCUUGUUUCCUGGCAGAAGGGUCACUGCCAUUUCCUAGGAGGGAAAGGAUCAGGGGCAAGGUGGCACAAAGGUCAAAGCAGUGUGGGCCCACCAGUGAGAGCACCAGAUUGCUCCUGCAUUGUGGAAUCCAUCUUGCCAACUUGCCCCUCUCUCUAGAGCUAGCUGUUGGAGCAUGCUCACUAGGUGGCCUUUCAGUGUGGGUUGACCGCUUUCAAAAGAGCCCAAAGAUCCAGCCUGGUUCAGGAAAAAAAGAAACUGUUCCAAAGGGAUUGAGAAGUCCUGCAGAUUGUGUUAAUGUACAGACUUGCUUUGGACUAUACGGAGGUUCAGGGCCUGAGACUGAUCCUAUAUCUUUAGGAGAAGAGAAAGUCAGCCAAGUGCAGGUGUUCUUGCAACACUGUAAUGGGGAAAACCACAAGGUGGAAUUCUCCCUUCCCCCUGCACAACUUUUAAAGAUACAGAAGACCUCUUGGAGGCUGGGCCUGGGCAAUCCUCCCGACUUAAGGAUGGAAAAUGGAAUAUUGGUGGACAGCAAAAGAGGUUUAAAGAUGCUGUCAAAGCUAAUCUAAAACAAUGUAAUAUGGGCAUUGAGAACUGGGAAGCCUUGGCCCAUGAGUGUUCCAAUUGGAGGUCAGCCAUUAUCAAAGGUGGUAUGGACUUUGAAGAAGCACGAGUACAGGGCGAAAGGGACAAACGAGCUAAGCGGAAGGCACGUCAAGCAAAUCCUCAUCGUGACCAUCUUCCAUCUGGAAACCUAUGUCCUUAUUGAGGGAGGCUGUGUGGAUCCAGAAUUGGCCUCCACAGUCACUUACGGACCCACUGUUAAAGACCUUACCCUGGAAGACAAUCUUACUCGGCCAUGAGUGAAUGCCAAUGAAUGAAUGAAUGAAAAAUACAGUAUUGGUUUUGCUGCAAAAGACUAAUGGGCACACCUCUCUAAAUCCAUUAAGUUGCAGGAGACAUCACCUGACUGAUGAGUGAUCUCUGUGUGCCUCCUCCAAAAGUUCUGAUUGUGGCUGUCUCUGUAAAAUACCUACAUGACCAAAAUACCUAGGCAGGUGUCCUUAGAAUUUUGUCACAUCAAAGUGGUUGCCUUAUCACCUCUUUGGUUGGACUGACCUGGAAAGAAGCCUUGGCAUCCCUUGCCUUUCGCUCUCUGAGUUAUUGGCUGCUUGUGUCUUUUGCCAGGCAUUUUUAAUCAAGCACACACUGUUUUGCCAAAUCUAUCCUGAGAUAAAACACACGCCUUGUGCCUUGUUGACAUCAGAUUUCUAAAGCCAGCUGUGCAGUUGCCAUUGUUUGGUUUCAAUGCUUUUUACAAAGCAUGUGGAAAUGAAUGUCCUCUUUGCUUAGGUUGAAGGAUAUGCCAAAUGAAAAGCCUCCCCUCCCUUCCCACCAACUGCACAGAUCUCUGUGUUCUUCUAGAUGGCCUGAUAAGUAGUUCUGUAUCUGUGUGUGAAAGGAAGAGAAACAGGAAUUCCGUUAGGAAGGCUGACAAUAAUCUUAGCUAUCCCAGUGCUAGGCCUGGGCAGAUGUUGCUGGCAGAAAUCAGCUGUACUGCCUCUUUAUAAACUUUUGUAGCUGCCAGAAAAUAAAUAGUUUACAUGUAUUUUGGCUCUUCCUUCAAACUUUGAUCUGGCUUUUUAUUUAAAAAAGAAAGAAAGAAACGUUCCUUGUACACACAAGUCAUAAGGGAAGCCUUGUGUGUGUCAAGAAGGGGAGGUCCCAGGCAGGUGUUUAUUGUGGGAUGGGUGCUCCUUAUGCAUGUGAAUUUUUCACAGCAUGCAUCUGAUGUCGUUGGCAUCAAAAUGACCCCAUUUAUCCCAAUUUCCCUGUCCUGGGGGAGAUUUGAUGUUUUAAAGAGUUGUUGCCAGUGACUCGUUUGCAAUAUCUGAAUAAACUGUUUACAAUAUUAAGACCCUGUCUUGAACCACCCUUUGAAUCAACCUAUCACUCUUAGCCAUGAGAAACACAGGGCUGCUUUCACACAUGGGGCUGAUUGCGUUAGUUUAACAGAUUAAAAAGGUAGCGCUUCUGUCCCGAUUUCUAAAAUCCCUUUCACACUGCAGUACCUGUUGCAUUAAGGAACAGCAGCUUUUUCAGCCAAUGUACCGGCAUUUCACGCAACAGUCUUUCACACGGCUUGUUUUUGUCCUUCACCCAUGCACACUGUUCCUCACUGUGUAGGAGGUCUAAGAUCUCAUCCCGUCACCAUGAAAGACCUCUCUCUUUAGGAUCUGACUUUUAAAAUUGUUUUAGUUGUAUCAAGACAGGGGUAUGUGUGGGAAAUGCUGCUGCUAUCUGCACCGAUGCUGGAAUACCGGUACAAUGUUCAUCAGGCAAAAAAAAACAAACCUGCGCGACUAAAGGGCAGGAACGCACUGCAUGCUGGGAUGCCUGCCACAUGAGCGGCUGCAGCUAGCAAUAAACUCCUGCAAUCUUCCGGGUUCCCAGCCUUGCUAACAGAUUAUUUCUGGUAUCAUUUAUCAUGGAAAUUAGCGCUAAACUUCCACUACAUACCACUAGAAUUCUGGAGCUAGUUUGUGCGUCGUGCGUAAGAUCAAAUAUAAUGCGCAAAUUACCAGGUAAGAAAUCAUUAGAAUAACGGAAUUAAGUGCAGUGUGAAAGCAGCCACAAUCUUGCAAGAGCCGAAUGUGGCCGCAGUGAUUCUUCUAGCACAGGGUUUAGGAAGGAGAAGCCCUCCUUACAUAUCCACAUACAUUGUAGGCAUGGCUUCUUGGGAAAGAGCCAUAAAUCAGUGGUAGAGCAUGUGCUUUGCAUGCAGAUGUUCCCUGGGUCAGUCCCCAUAUAUGCAGGUAAGACUGGGAAAGUCCCUGCCUGAAACCCUGGAAAACUGCUACCACUCAUUUUAGACAAUACUGAACUAGAUGGACCAAUGGUUUGACCCAGUAUAAAGCAAUUGCCUGCGUUUUUAUUUAUUUAUUUAAUUAAACAUAUUCAUUCAUUUAUUUUGUGCAUUGAAAACAUUUCCAUCCUGCUCUUUCAUUACACGCAAUUUCAGAGCAGCUGAAACAUAAUACAUCUGCAUAAACAACAAUAUAAAAGGAAGAGGCAAGUAAAAUGCAACCAGAAUAACGAUCAAUCUGGCAUUAAACUCCAGCAAAAGACCUGAGCAAAAAGCUAAACUUUAGCUGGCGCUGACAGCUCUGCAGUGUUGGCACCAGCUGAAUCCCAGAGGGGUUGGCAUUCUGAAGCUGUGGUGCCGCAACUGGGAAGGCUCUCCCCCAUGUCACUGUCAAACAAAGCUCUGUAAAUGGCAUAAAGAUGGCUCUCAAACAUGCAUGUUUGAGGAAGGAUUUUGCAUCCCUGGAAUAAAAUCGGGAAGAGGUUGUGGAUGACUUUCUUUCAAUCUUUCCUAAAAAUCAACUUUUUCCUUUGUGCUUUUGGUUUAGUAUCUUAGAACAUCUUUAUAGAUAACUCUGUUACCAGUGCUUUUCCUCCCAUUGUUGCUUCCACACUGGCAACACAAGAUUUCUGCCCACAUAGGUUGCUGUGACAACAACGCUAACAAUCAGGGCGGUGAUGCACCUUCCACAGGGCCUGGUGUUGUUUGUGUGGGGACUCUUGAUUCAUGAGUAGCAAAAUCCUAUUUCAAGAACAAAAUAAAAACUGUAUUCAUGCCAUCUCAGAUGCCAGAAUGAAGUAUGCUGUUGGUUGCCCCAUCAUAUGAUCAAGCAUGUUUCUGGAGGUAUGAAACCUAUAUCACUCUAUCCUUACUAAAUCAAUAUCUAGCCAGGAGAACUUAGAUUUUCUUGUGACUUCAGCAGCAGCAUUCCACAGUUAGGAACAUAGGUAGCUGCCUUAUACUGUGUCAGACCCAUUGGUCCAUCUAGGGCUAUAAAUGCACUAGUCCCUAGAACAAAAUGUUUCCAUUAGCCACACCUGGAGGGAGAAUAUGGCUGAUCUGCCAAUCAGUUGAAAACAUAUCUUUGAAGCUGUUUUUUAAAAAAAAACAACACUCAAGCUGCUUCCACCAGGUUUUAUAAUAAAAAGGGGUGGGGCUUGACUAGCAUUGUCUGCCCCCAUUUUCAGAAGAGAGAGGGACUGACAGAGCAGUGACUGUAUAUAUAUCCUUGCUCACUACUGUCUGGCAGGUGACAUGAGUAUCUCCGCCACCUCUUGCAGGCCAAGUUUAUCUUCUGAGAGAUGCUUCAGGCUUGCUUUAUAUUUCCAGUAAAGCAUGCCUUAUCAACACUAUUGUGCUGUUGUUAAUCUGAAUCAACCCCAUCCUUCUAAAUUGGUGAAUGCCUUUUCCGCACAGAUGGAGGAUGUUCAUCCUGUUCUGGAUGGGGUUACACUCCCCCUGAAGAAACAGGUUCGUAGUUUGGGGGUUCUUUUCGAUCCUUCCUUGUCACUGAGGCUCAGGUAGCCUCGGUGGCUCGGAAUGCGUUCUACCAUCUUCGAUUGGUAGCCCAACUACGCCCCUAUCUCUGCGGUGACAACCUCGCCUCAGUUGUUCAUGCUCUAGUGACCUCUAGAUUGGAUUACUGUAAUGCACUCUACGUGGGGCUGCCCUUGAAGACGGUUCGGAAACUCCAACUAGUGCAAAACGCAGCAGCCAGACUGUUGACGAGGACCAAUCGGUCCUCACAUAUUACACCUGUUCUGGCCCGUUUGCACUGGUUGCCGAUUUGUUUCCGGGCCAGAUUCAAGGUGCUGGUAUUGACCUAUAAAGCCUUACAUGGUGUGGGUCCGCAAUACCUGAUGGAACGCCUCUCCCGCUAUGAACCUACCCGUGCACUUCGUUCGACAUCUAAGGCCCUCCUCCGAGUACCGACUCAUCGAGAAGCUCAGAGGGUAAUGACAAGAUCUAGGGCCUUUUCGGUGGUGGCCCCCGAAUUAUGGAAUAGUCUCCCCGAGGAGGUACGCCUGGCGCCUACGCUGUUAUCCUUUCGGCGCCAGGCCAAAACCUUCCUAUUCUCCCAGGCAUUUUAAUUCAUUUGUAUGUAUUUUAAUGUUUUAAUUACCUUAACAUUAGGUAGUCUUAUUAUGUAUCUGUAUUUUAUAUCUUGCGAUUUUUGUUGAUUAUUGUUAUUAUUGUAUGUUGUACA